Struthio camelus australis is the source of this 4529-nucleotide messenger RNA. RefSeq names its product MAF bZIP transcription factor G (gene MAFG). Gene Ontology annotation, molecular function: RNA polymerase II cis-regulatory region sequence-specific DNA binding; DNA-binding transcription factor activity, RNA polymerase II-specific. The record is from RefSeq and is a predicted model, not a curated record. Gene Ontology annotation, biological process: regulation of epidermal cell differentiation; regulation of transcription by RNA polymerase II. NCBI's taxonomy places the organism in Eukaryota, Metazoa, Chordata, Aves, Struthioniformes, Struthionidae. Gene Ontology annotation, cellular component: nucleus.
CGAGGGAAAACAACUGAUCUGCUUGGAUUCCUGGGACAAUUGUGUCAACUAACUCAAAACCCGCGCGGGCAGAGAGAACUUUCCUGCGGCGUGCCGCGGAGCGUCUCGUAGCGCCCGGCGCCUUCCCCUGCCUCCGCAUCCCGAUAGAUGGGCCUCCCUCUCCGGGCUGGCCUGUGCUGGAACGAGUGACGUCACCGUGUUUACACUGGGCUCAUGGCACCGCUCUGUGAAUCAGGAAUGUGGAGAAUGGGGCCUGCGUCGAAUCAUGCGCGCGGCUGUCAGCUCUGUCGUGCUGCCUCUGGGCUGAGGAGAGAAUUGGCCGUGCUUGUGCUGAGUUCAGGCCUUUCCAGCUCUGGGGAAAUGUGUUGAGGCUGCGUUUUCUUCAUUGCAGUCGUUGCAUUUGGCACUUCUCAGUGUGAUCCUUCUUCAGGAAGCUAUCGAAAGCUGAGAAUCAGCAGUCUGGAGAGUUAGACCCAGCUUGGUCUCUGUCUUGACGCCAGUUCUCUGGGUGUCCUCUGUGCGAGCUGCCAAAUGGUUCUGUCUCUGAUCCUUUGAGCAAGGCCAGAAAAUAGCCAGCAACUUGUGUCUAGGUCGUUCUUCCCGUGCUACCGACGGACUAGUGUGUUGGUUUGUCUCCAUCCCUGACCCCUUUGGAAAGGGGACUGGAGGCGAGGAGAGGUGAAAUCACCCAGAUGCUGUCAGCCAGGGUCUUGUUACAGCUUUGAGGCUGUUCUGGGAGGCGUGUUGGAUGGGAACGAGGCCUGAAAAAGUUGGAUUCCUCUAGCUGGAAAUGCCUGACUCUUAAAAUACAAAAAAAGGUUAAAUUACUGGGACCAGUCUCUUCUCCUGUCUGCGGAUCAGUCUGCUGCCUCCAUCCUGACUGGCUUCUUGCAGUGCAUUGGAUGUCUCCCAGCUACUGAUUCCUCUUGGUUCCCGCUUGCCCUGACUCUCCUGACAGCAGCGGUCGGAUCUGCGAGCACUUUGGAAGCUGACUGACGAGGCUGUCGUGUUAUGACGACCCCCAACAAAGGAAGCAAGGCCUUAAAGGUGAAGCGGGAGCCAGGCGAGAAUGGGACCAGCUUGACAGAUGAGGAGCUGGUGACCAUGUCUGUGCGGGAGUUGAACCAGCAUCUACGGGGCCUGUCAAAGGAGGAGAUCAUCCAGCUGAAGCAGCGUCGGCGCACGCUGAAGAACCGGGGCUACGCAGCCAGCUGCAGAGUCAAGCGCGUAACCCAGAAGGAGGAACUGGAGAAGCAGAAGGCAGAGCUGCAGCAGGAAGUGGAGAAGCUGGCCUCUGAGAACGCCAGCAUGAAAAUGGAACUCGAUGCUCUCCGCUCCAAAUACGAGGCACUCCAGAACUUCGCCAGAACCGUGGCCCGGAGCCCUGUGACCCCCGCGCGGGGGCCGCUCCCCUCCAGUAUGGGCCCUCUCAUCCCUGGCAAGGUUGCUACUACUAGUGUCAUCACAAUAGUGAAAUCCAAAACGGACGCCCGGUCUUAGUGAAGUGAGCGUUGCCUGAGCUUGUCUGUGCAGGGCAAUUAGGCACAAAACCAGCCUGGAAUCCCCAAAGCACAAACCCUCCCCACAUGGGUCCGGGUUCCUUCCACUUGGCCCGGGACUGGCCUGCUGAUCGCUCCGGUUUUGUUUUGUUGUGUUCAGAUCGAUGUGAGCAGUGGUGAUGCAUCCCUUGUCCUGUGCAGACAGUACCUCCCGCCCAGGGGUCUGUAACCCUCCGGUGCCCGUGGGACAGACUGCGAGACCUUGGUAUUCCAGCCAAAGAGAGUCUGUGCAGCGUGGCCGAAGGCACGGCAGAUGAGCCUGUCGCGCUGCUCGGCGGGGAAGGGCUUGGGGAGGCCGAUCUAGAGGGAGGAGGCUUGCUUCCUGGAGGCUGGGAACCCUAAUUUCUUUAGGCUUUAUUUCAUUACACUUCCAGGCGGUGUAUCUUGGUGCCUGAGUGCCAGGUGCCUGAACCUGCUGCUUUUGUCUCAUUUGGUACCAGUAGUUGCAAUUGGGGUGUUCUGUGUAAUCAACUGUGUAUUUGUUUCUAGGUGUGCCUCUGUGCCCUCACAGUGGGUUUCCUUCGGACUUCCAUGGUGUUAGCUGUGUAAGCUAGCAGCAGUGGAAAGGAAGUUGCCGUAGGGCCCUGCUGCCUCCGCUCCAGCGGUGGGGAAGGAGCCAGGGCAGGGGCCUUGUGUGGGGCCCAGCACCCCGGGGAGGGAGGGAAGGUACCGUGUUGGCUGCAGGCCGGUUUUGUGCCUAAUGUGUUGCACUGAACAAGACCAAAAUCACUAGUUGUUCCCGUGUUUUGAGGGUAUCAAGUGUCUCUAGUGUGAUGGUUUACACAACCAGUUUAUGUGGUUAAAGAGCCCUUUAUUUAAAGAGAGAAACAUCAUUUUAAGAGUUAUUAAAUUAUCUAAGUUUAAAAGUAAAAUCGGACAGAAGAGAGAGCGUAUUUAUAGUCAGCUUUUUUUUUUAUCCGAGAGGGUGAGAAUAUUUGACCAUAUAAAUGGGGAAAUAUUCUCGGAGACUUUGCUAGUUAAAAGUUAAUAAAUAAAUAAUUUUAAAGUUUCUCAUGAACCUCCUGCAAACUGUUUGUGGCUCUGAGGUUAGUUUUUAUAAAGAGUUAUCAGACUUUAUUUAUAAAACUUAGAAAAAGACAAAAAAAGAGGCAAGUCCUGUUUGAUAUCUUUUUGCAAUUGUACCAAAAGUGACUUAUUCUCGACCUUGCUGGCUUCCGUUGCGUCCCCUCGUGUUGCGCUGUCCGUGCUCUCUGAGCUCUUGCGUGGCACUGUAGUGUGGUGGUGCCAGUGGCUGCCUUUGCCAUGUGGUGUCAUGUUCAUGCUUCCGUUGUUUUCCCUGGGUUCAAUCAAGAGAUUGACUUGGGAACUCUCCUAAGUCUCCAGAGGGUUUCUGGCACGCAGGCAAAGUUGCUGUUUUUCUUGAAGACGAAAAUGAAUGGCUGGUGCAACUGAGUAGUCAUGCCUGUCCAGAAAACGUGUUUGUUUUUUUUUUUCUGCACAGGCAUGUUGCAGGAGCUCGGUUUCCCUGCCUGGAUGUUGCAGCUAUUCCUUUUGCACAAACAGCUUAAGCCUCUUGUAACCAGCCAACAUUGGGUAGCUCAGUUACCUGAAUGGGGAAAAAUAUUGCCAGCAGAACUGCUCUCUCACUCCUCCAACAAAGCUGGAAGAGAAUUGACGCAAGGAAGAAUUUUCUAAGUUUAGGAGGAGACUGAUGGGAUUUAACUCUGGAUUCAGUUUUGGAUCCUGUGGUCAGAACUUGUGUUGCUCCUGUGGCAAGAGGCAAGUCUGCCUGCCUCUUUGGGCAGCUCUGGACGUGCACUAGUCCUGAAACUGGAGUCUCUUGUGCUGAGUGUCUGCAUAUUACUGCAAAUUAAGCUGUGGCAUGGUUGCUUUCUUUCCUGGUGCAGCUUCUGGCUGUGUGUGUUGGAAGAGUGCUUAGACUACAGCUGUGUGACACAGCUGAGAAGCUAUUUGUGGUCAGGCUCCGUUUCCACAAACACUUUGAACCCCUCUCCUCCUCCACCUCCCCAAAGGGUUGAGCUCAUCACUGAGUUGUUUUAGAGAAGCAGGACAUGGGGCUGAAGUCCAUGUGAUGAUUUCUUGUCUGCUGAAGGUCUCCUGAGCACUGGGGACAGAUAAGGAUGGCACAAGUGAAACUGCAGUCUUAUGGGGGAGGCAUGGUUUGCCAUACUGGAUGUUUUUUGGUGAUGUGGUUGUCACAUAGCUGAACUUAUACUGCCCUUCUUUGGGCAAAGGCGUUCGCUAAUGGCUGAGAAGCAGGUAAACCUGAGGAAAGCCGCAAUGUGGCAGGAGAGGAAUAGGUGAUCAGUGGGGAUUUCCUGCUGUAAGGGGAGAUCCGCACUGAUUGCGAGUUUUGGGAGAAGCUGUUUGGGUUGCUUUUCCCAGUGGAUUUCCUGAACGAGGAGAGGAUCAGAACGUCUCCUCCAGGCUUCCCCCUUCCAGCUUGUGGGCUCUUUCCUCUCUGAGCCGAGGUGUUCGACACCUCAGCUGUCUCCAGCUGUUCUCCAGAUGGGCCAGGCACCGAGCAGCACUUGGCACCGCGCUCUGGGCUCUGACACCUGGGACCUGCGGGUCUUUGUCUUCCAGCUGCUCACGCGACGCCUGGAAGGGAUGGGAAGCUCCAGAAGGCAGCAUCCUCCGGUUGGCCCUGGGUGUCGAUCCCAACGCUGUUCCUCUGGGAGCCGGCCUGAAGUCGGUAACCGUCGAGAGCGCCGUUCCAACUGCGUGGCGGUCUGACCUCGGUGGGGCGUGCAGGUGGGCUGCCGCCGAGGUGCUGGAGCGUGUGAGGGCUGAGCCGAGGUGCUGGAGAUCUGGGUGUGAGGAGGCCCCGCAGCAGCACGGGCUCUGGCGGGCGAGUCCGGCGCCCGCGGUGAGGCCCGGGGCUUCCCUGCCCGCGGGAUGACGGCUGCGCUGUUGCCCCAAGAGGCUGCGCCGCUCGGGAGCCGGACGAGGCCGUGGGUCGGCAGGACGGACGGCAGCGCGGACCCC